Messenger RNA from Kalmanozyma brasiliensis GHG001, 1050 nucleotides. RefSeq lists its product as uncharacterized. The coding region runs from base 1 to 1050 and encodes 349 amino acids. NCBI's taxonomy places the organism in Eukaryota, Fungi, Basidiomycota, Ustilaginomycetes, Ustilaginales. The transcript has a single exon. The record is from RefSeq and is a predicted model, not a curated record.
AUGGACAGCACCGCCGAAACUUCCACUCUGCAGAAUCGUCUUGAGCUCGAGCUCUUCCCGAGCGGCCAGCCAUCAAGCUCGACCAGCCGGUCCAAUCGUCCGCAGCCUCCCUCCUCUUUCGACUUCCAGGGAGCGGCACAAAACGAGCCCUGGAGUCAAGCUGAAUUCAAAGCAACCCCGUACGUCAGAGAUGAAUGGCUCAUCUCGGUGGGACAGAAGCGACCCACCGACUUGGUGGAAGAUUUCAUUCAAAUCGAUGGUCAAGCUGGCGCUGCACAACCACCAAGGCCACGACCACGUGUAGUAGCGAGCGGCAGCGACACGACAACCUCUCUCGCAUCAGCCUGGAAAGCUCGGGCUCAAAGUGAUGCGUCAACGGCGCCAAACACCAAGCGCAGCCGCUCAAGUCUACUGGAUCAGCUCGACGCUAUCUGUAGCAGUCCGUCACAGCAAUUCAGCUCGAGUCCGCAGGAAGACGUGCACAAAUCGACACCCGAGACACCAGCUGCACAGCAUCGGCCUCCAGACCGUCGACCUCUCAAACCGCUUUCCAACAUCCAUCCGAACGAGAAAGCGCCGGCUGCGCAGGCAAAGGCAAACAAUCCGAACCCAAUCGAUGUGGUCGACGUGUCAUCUUCCCCACCCUCGCAGGCUGGUCAGCAGCACAUUACGCUGAUCAGCGACAUGCCGCAAGAGCUGCGUGACAUCUACCACCGACUCGCGUUUGGAGGCAGAUCAUCAUCCUCACAGUCUUCGACUCCGCAAAAUGCAGGUGUGACGGCGCGCGGUACUCGUGGCAAGACCUGGCAGACGACUUGGCAGGAUGAUGAAGGCGAAGCUGCUCAAGGCGCCGUGGGGACCUCAAGCAGGGCGAGCUCAAGCCGCGGUCGCAAGCCGACUUCGUCGACGUCGACGGCGCGAGGCGGCACAAGAGCGAGCAAGACGCGGUCCAGCAGCGCGACGAGCAGCACCGCGAAGAGUCGUUUCUUCGCUGCUCGAGGGGGAUUCCGUGGGCGCGGUCGGGCACGUUGGCGAGGACGAGGGCGUUGA